AUGGCAGAGGAAGCGUCGCCUGUGUCUUACGAGGACCUUGCCGCCAUCGAAGAUGAGUUCGAAGAGGUGGACUCCGAGAUUAUGCGCAAGCAGUAUGCGCUGUCGCAGACCGUGUAUAACAAGCGUGCAGACGCCGUAUCCAAGAUAUUGCACUUCUGGCCUCUAGUGAUCGAACAAGCACCGCCGGAGAUCGAUCAAUACAUUCAACCUCAGGACUCUCGAAUAUUCAGCGAACACCUGAAGAGCAUUGCCAUUUCACGACCGGAGCUAGACCGAGAUGCUUCGAAUGGCAACCCAAGAAGUAUGCACAUCAAGUUCGAGUUCAGUACAAACGAGUUCUUUACGAAUACAUCACUGGAGAAGACAUUCUGGCAUCGCCGCGCGAAGGAUGGGUGGGCAGGGUUAGUGUCCGAGCCAGUCAAGGUCCACUGGAAGAAGGGCAAGGAUCUUACGGAAGGCCUGACAGAUGCCGCAGUCGCCCUGUUCGGAGCGAGGAAGAAGGUGGGCGAUGUGACAGCCAAGGGUCUCCCAGAGUACACAGCAUUGGAGCGAAAGGUUGAGCAUUUGAACGGCGCGAACACGAGCUUCUUCACGUGGUUUGGUUUCGCCACCUCUGGAGAUGCUGAGGCACCGACGGAAGAAGAAGAUGAUGCGGAGAAUGAUGAUCAAGCGGUCGAAGUGCAUGAAGCUGGCGAAGAAGUCGCGAUCUGCCUGGCAGAUGACGUCUGGCCCAAUGCGAUCAAAUACUUCAUGCAGGCGCAGGAGGUUGGAGAUAUGUCUGAUCCGGAGUUUGAGGAGGAUGGCCAUGAUGAGGACGAGGACGACGAAGACGACGAACCCGUCGACAUUCGUAGUCUGGUGCAAGGCAAGGACAAAGGCCGCAUGAAGGACAGUAACGGCCCGCCCACGAAGAAGGUCAAGAGGUGA
Messenger RNA from Baudoinia panamericana UAMH 10762, 927 nucleotides. RefSeq lists its product as uncharacterized. NCBI's taxonomy places the organism in Eukaryota, Fungi, Ascomycota, Dothideomycetes, Mycosphaerellales, Teratosphaeriaceae. Gene Ontology annotation, biological process: nucleosome assembly. The record is from RefSeq and is a predicted model, not a curated record. Gene Ontology annotation, cellular component: nucleus; chromatin. Gene Ontology annotation, molecular function: histone binding; chromatin binding. Bases 1 to 927 code for a protein of 308 amino acids. The transcript has 2 exons.